Lepus europaeus (European hare) is the source of this 1279-nucleotide messenger RNA. It is a transcript of the gene AUH, whose product is annotated as AU RNA binding methylglutaconyl-CoA hydratase. NCBI's taxonomy places the organism in Eukaryota, Metazoa, Chordata, Mammalia, Lagomorpha, Leporidae. Gene Ontology annotation, biological process: fatty acid beta-oxidation. Gene Ontology annotation, molecular function: enoyl-CoA hydratase activity. The record is from RefSeq and is a predicted model, not a curated record. The transcript has 10 exons. Bases 1 to 1020 code for a protein of 339 amino acids. Gene Ontology annotation, cellular component: mitochondrion.
AUGGCGGCGGCAGUGGCGGCGGCCCCGGGGGCCCUGGGCGCUCUGCAGGCCGGCCGCGGCCGUUGGGUGGCCGCUGGCUGCGCGCAGCUGGGCCCUGGGCUGCGGCUGCCCGGCUCCUGGGCGGGCCGGCUCGUGGGGCCGGCGAUCGGGGCACUGGGCUGGGCGCCUGUGGCCAGGGGUCCCGCCCCGAGGAGGGGCUACAACUCUGAGGCGAAAACGGAGGAAGAGCUGCGGGUGCGGCACCUGGAGGAGGAGAAUCGAGGAAUUGUGGUGCUUGGAAUAAACAGAGCCUAUGGCAAAAAUGCACUCAGUAGAAAUCUGAUAAAGAUGCUCUCGAAAGCUGUGGAUUCUUUAAAAUCUGAUAAGCAAGUGCGGACCAUAAUCAUAAGGAGUGAAGUCCCAGGGAUAUUCUGUGCUGGUGCUGACCUUAAGGAAAGAGCCAAAAUGAGUUCCAGUGAAGUUGGUCCUUUUGUCUCCAAAAUCCGAGCAGUGAUUAAUGAUAUCGCUAAUCUUCCAGUGCCAACGAUUGCAGCAAUUGAUGGACUUGCUUUAGGUGGUGGUCUUGAAUUGGCUUUAGCAUGUGAUAUACGAGUAGCAGCUUCCUCUGCAAAAAUGGGUCUCGUUGAAACAAAGUUGGCCAUCAUUCCCGGUGGAGGGGGCACCCAGAGAUUACCCCGCGCCAUCGGAAUGUCCCUGGCCAAGGAGCUCAUCUUCUCCGCCCGUGUGCUUGACGGCCACGAAGCCAAGGCCGUGGGCUUGAUCAGCCACGUCCUAGAGCAGAACCAGGAGGGCGAUGCUGCCUACCGGAAGGCCUUGGACCUGGCGAGAGAGUUUCUACCUCAGGGACCUGUUGCAAUGCGAGUGGCAAAAUUAGCAAUUAAUCAAGGGAUGGAGGUUGAUUUAAUCACGGGGUUGGCCAUAGAAGAAGCUUGUUAUGCUCAGACCAUUCCAACGAAAGACAGACUUGAAGGACUUCUUGCUUUUAAAGAGAAAAGGCCCCCUCGCUAUAAAGGAGAAUAGAAGAAACAAGUUCUGCAAAUGCCACUGUAAUAAAUGUACCUCUGGAAGUAUCUUUCAGAUCCACUCUAUGCCUCAGCACAUGGAGUCUCAAUGACCAAAGUGAAGAGUCAGUUACUCGUGUGGUGUACAAAGUGUCUGGAAUGGACCCAUAUGUGUAUUUCAUUCUGAUGUGUAUUGUUUCAUCUCCAUUCAGAUUUAUAAAGCUCAUAGUGUAUAUUGUCAAAAACAAAUUAAAAAUAGAUACACAUUUUUAAAUAUU